AUGAAUGUUCUAUGUUGGAACUGUAGGGGUGCGGGUAACAAAGGUUUUGCUUCACUAGUCAAUGAUAUGAUUUAUAACCAUGAGGUGGGACUUCUUUGCUUGCUUGAAACCCAUAUAAGUGGUGAAAGAGCUAUGGAAGUAACUAGAAGAAUCCUGCUCGACAAGAAGUUCUUAGUACAUGCACAAGGUCAUUAUGGGGGUCUUUGGUGUCUUUGGGAUCCUAAGAGAUGGAAUAUUGAAGUUGUUCACCACUCCUUCCAAUUUAUUCACCUUAAGGUUCUGAAUGAUUCUUCCCAUUGGUUUUGCACGAUAGUUUAUGCUAGUCCACAUCCUCAAGAUAGGGUUGUGCUUUGGAGGGAAUUGACCCAAAUCUCAAAGCAUAUUGAUGGUCCCUGGAACUUGGUUGGUGAUUUCAAUGCUGUUCUGCAUCAGCAUGAAAGGAUGGGAAGGGCACUCAAUGCUAACCUUUGUGGGGACAGUGCCUUCCGUAACUUUGUAGAUCAAUGCAGCCUAAUGGAUAUUGGGUUUAAUGGUUCUCCCUUCACAUGGAAAAGAGGCAACUAUAUGAACGCUUGGACAGGUGUCUAG
Molecule: messenger RNA, 588 nt
Organism: Cajanus cajan (pigeon pea)
Lineage: Eukaryota; Viridiplantae; Streptophyta; Magnoliopsida; Fabales; Fabaceae
Source: RefSeq, a predicted model, not a curated record